Molecule: messenger RNA, 772 nt
Organism: Ceratitis capitata (Mediterranean fruit fly)
Lineage: Eukaryota; Metazoa; Arthropoda; Insecta; Diptera; Tephritidae
Product: endocuticle structural protein SgAbd-6-like
Exons: 2
Coding region: 335-718 (127 amino acids)
Cellular component (GO): chitin-based extracellular matrix
Molecular function (GO): structural constituent of chitin-based larval cuticle
Source: RefSeq, a predicted model, not a curated record
UUGUGUAUUUCCAUUUAGUAGUAUAUAAAGCUAUUGCGCAGCGCAUUUUGUUGCGCAGUUGUCGGCUUUGAACAGUCCCGAAAAAACGUUUGCAUUUGUGAUUUCGUGUACUGGUCGAGACAGGUCGGCAGCGGACAGGCCACGAGACACUUAACACGAGCAGAAAGUUCCACAGGCAAAGGCAACAAACACAGGCAGUACAAGCAGCUGACAAAGACAAAAGACUUAAGCGACAAACUUAAUUAAAAAAUCAUAAAUCAAAUCAAGCUUUGAAAGAAAGAAAGAAAAACACUGUUCGCUUGCCGCUAUUAUCAGUUAUCUCACUUAACGGAAAAUGAUGCGUACGUACGUGUUUUUAGCUUUGCUCUGCAUUGGCGCAUGCGUAAUUAACGCCAACCCUGUGCCAGAUUCCACACCCACCGCAACAACGCCAGCAGCAGCAGCAGCAGCAACACACGGCGAUGAUGAUGUGCAGAUUGUGAACUACUCUAAUGAUAAUGUUGGCGCUAAUGGCUACAAUUUUGCCUUCGAGACCAGUGAUGGCGUGUCGCGCAAGGAAACAGCAACAGUUAAGCAUGCCGGCGCUAUAUCGGUCGAGGGCACCGUCAGCUGGACCGGUCCGGAUGGCGUGCAGUAUACACUGAAUUAUGUGGCGGAUGAGCAUGGCUUCCAACCGCAAGGCACACAUUUGCCCGUGGGUCCAGAGCCAGCGAUUUAGGUUUUAUUAUAUAAAUUUUAGGCAUUGUUCUUGUUGUGAUGUAAAACUAUGUAA